UAUCUUCACAGCGGUUCCAAUACUGGAAAAAUAUGAAGGACAUCAAUGACUUCUUAAUGGAUAUCCGGCACUCAUUUGAUGUAAAGUCGAAACAUGUGGUCAAAUAUUACUCGUUAUGGAUUGAGCAUGAGAGUUAUCAAGAACUCGGCCUAUGUUUUCUAAAGGGUAUUAAUAAUCAACUGGAUUCGAUACCC
Messenger RNA from Oppiella nova, 194 nucleotides. Lineage: Eukaryota; Metazoa; Arthropoda; Arachnida; Sarcoptiformes; Oppiidae. The record is from the annotation of a GenBank genome assembly.